AUGACUUUAAGGCCUUUUACUAAAGGUAUUGCCAUUGGAUCUUCUGGUGGUGGUUCGAGCUCAAAACCACCAAUUUCAAAAGAAGCCAAAGUUGGUAAAGGAAAAGAGAUUGAGCCUUCUGUAGAAGAAAAGAAGAAAGAUCAAGAAGCUGAAAUUGAAAUGCAGAGGCAAAUCAACAAUAUCAUUCGUCAAAGACAAAAUGAUCCUCCAAGUCUUGAGAAGGGUGAUCCAACAAAUCCUUUUUUCUAUGAGACAAUUAAAGACAUAGCUUUCAAUGGGAUCAUGCAUAAUUUUGAAAAUGUUCCCAAAAUGAGCUAUGAUACUGAAAGCACUGAUUUCAAUCGAUUUUAUUUUCCUAUCAAUUAG
Lactuca saligna is the source of this 366-nucleotide messenger RNA. NCBI's taxonomy places the organism in Eukaryota, Viridiplantae, Streptophyta, Magnoliopsida, Asterales, Asteraceae. The record is from the annotation of a GenBank genome assembly.